CUCCAUCAUCUCCUCUCACCAUCUCGGCCUCGGUCUCCGUCCCCUCAUGCCCUCAAACGCCUGCGACAGAUGUCACCGCCGCAAAGUCCGCUGCGACAAAAUCCAACCUCAAUGCGGACCCUGUAAGCGUGCUGAUGUCGCUUGUGAAUAUGCUGUUAGUGAACAUCAGUUGAGGCGGAGGAAUGUUCAGAAGUUGGAGAGGAGGAUUAGGGAGUUGAUGGAUUGUAAUGAGAGUUUGACGCAGCAGUUGAGACGGUCGGAGGAGGUAACAAGGAGAUCUGAAGAUGUUGAGAGACCUGGGACGGAAGUGGUGCAGGAUAGUCCGGGGGAUGGAGAGGUGGCCGAGGAGGUUAUUCAGAUGAGUCUCAUUGCAGGCGGAGGCCAUCACUUCGUCGGUUCAACAAGCGGUCUUCUCCUCGCCAACCUCCUCCAGUCUCGCCCUCAACCAUCCUCAUCUCUCACCACAUCAGGCUGGAAACCAAACUCCCUCCCCGGUCUAACCUCACCACAAGCCAACUCCGGUCUUCCCCCCAAAACUCUCGCCUCAGAACUCCUAAAAGCCUACUGCAGCCAUGACCAUCUCUGCUACCCCUUCCUCUCUACAAAAUCCCUCUACCGAUCUUUAGACGCUGUGUACGAAGAGUCCAGCGCCAAAGAUCCCGUCGAUGCUUUCUUCGUUGACAUGACGCUUGCGAUCGGCACGGCGCAGGUGCACAAGUUCAACUGGAACGGGGUAUAUGAUGCUGAGACGCAUUAUAACCGCGCCAUGACGAGACUAGCCGAUGUACUGGCGAGAGAUGGGAUUGAGAGGUUGCAGGCGCUGCUGUUGGUGUGUCAGUAUAGAAUGGGCACGACGUCGAGUAAUACCACGACUAGUGUUUGGCAUCUCAUCGGCGUUGCGGCGAGGACGUGUCUUGAGAUGGGCCUUCAUCGAGCGGCGACUUAUGCGCUUCCGCAGACGUUGGAUGAUGCGACGAGGAAGGUUAAGGAGGAGGAGAUGGAGACCAAGAGGAGAUGUUUCUGGAGUCUUGUUGCGCUGGAUCGCGUGACGAGUCUUGCGCUUGGAAGGCCUUUGGCACUACAACUUGAAGACAUAGACGUUGAUCUUCCUCCUUCGUCAACAGCAGAUCAACUCCCAGAGGAUAGCAGUCCUCUCUCAUCAGCACCCUACGGAACACCUCAAUACCGCGCUGCAACAUCUGUGUUCGUCCACAUCGUUCGCUACCGCCUCAUCUGCGGCAAGAUCAUAAACGCCCUGCACCGCAGCGCCAAACACGUCACAUUCCCAAAUGCAAGCUAUGAAGAGAUGCGAACAGCUCUAGCGAGGGAGUUACAAGAGUGGCAUACAGAAACAGCAAGCCUACCCCUCGUUAAGAGCGACACGGCUGCUUCGCCGGCUAGUGGUUCGAGUUUCCGCUCCGAGGAGUGGUAUAGGCUUUUGUACCAUAACGGUAUGCUCAUGCUGUUUCGGCCGUCGCCGUGUCUGAACGAUGCAGCUGUGAAUAGCCAUGCGCUGCAGAAUGUUUACGACUCUGCGAGGGAGGCUAUAAGCUUAUAUGCGAGUUUGCACCGAUCGCGAAAGUUGAAUUAUUCGUGGAUUACGAUGCAUGCUGUCUUCUUAGCUGGGUUGUCAUACAUCUUUGCUCUACGGCAUCAUUUCUCAGGUUCUGAACCUCAGCGCGCGAGGUUACAUACAACACCUACCAUCAACCAAGUCGUCAACGACACGAGGGCUUGUUCGAAAGUGUUAGUAGCUGUUUCGGAGAGAUGGGAUCUUGCGAGGAAUUGUUCGGAUUUGUUUGAUAGACUGAGUGAUGCGGUGGUAGCUGAUGUCGUGGAGGCGAGCGUUGCGGCGCCGGUGCAGUUUUCGGCGGAUCUGGCGGGUAUGACUGUUGAUAGUACUUUUAGGGAUUGUUUUGGGGAUUUGCAGAGUUUGGGGCUGGAUGAGUUCCAUAAUGAUGCUAUUUCGCAGUUGAGUCAGGAGUGGUUUUUUGGAUUGGGAGGUGAGAGUCAUCCGUAUUAUUGAUAGUAACCGUGUACUUUAUCAAGGUACUUCUUCUUAUUGGAUUUUUCUGC
This is a messenger RNA of Fusarium odoratissimum NRRL 54006, 2076 nucleotides long. RefSeq lists its product as uncharacterized. Gene Ontology annotation, biological process: DNA-templated transcription; positive regulation of transcription by RNA polymerase II. The coding region runs from base 47 to 2026 and encodes 659 amino acids. The transcript has a single exon. Lineage: Eukaryota; Fungi; Ascomycota; Sordariomycetes; Hypocreales; Nectriaceae. Gene Ontology annotation, molecular function: zinc ion binding; DNA-binding transcription factor activity, RNA polymerase II-specific; sequence-specific DNA binding. The record is from RefSeq and is a predicted model, not a curated record.